Messenger RNA from Entamoeba invadens IP1, 231 nucleotides. RefSeq lists its product as hypothetical. Gene Ontology annotation, molecular function: protein-arginine N-methyltransferase activity. NCBI's taxonomy places the organism in Eukaryota, Evosea, Mastigamoebida, Endamoebidae. Gene Ontology annotation, cellular component: nucleus. The annotation marks the transcript as partial. The record is from RefSeq and is a predicted model, not a curated record. The transcript has a single exon. Gene Ontology annotation, biological process: peptidyl-arginine methylation.
AUGUCACUGAACCCUAUGGAAGAGUGCGCACCACAAGACAUCUUAUCAAAGGCCGACAGUAGUUAUUACUGGGAAAGUUAUUCCCACCCUGGCAUUCACGACGAGAUGCUGAAAGACCGUCACCGCACUCUUUCCUACAAGCGCGCACUUGUUCCCUCUUUAGUGAAAGAUAAAGUAGUGUUGGACGUUGGAUGCGGGACAGGAAUAUUGUCAAUGUUUGCUGCGAAAAAU